UGGAAGCUGCAGAGACCAGCAGCUGCAGUCAAUGAACUCACUGAGAAACAGCACGAUGCCGUGAAGCGCGUGCGUGCGUGCGUGUGCUCAGAACUUUCACGGCUCGGCCAAGGACACCGCUCCACAUGCCUCUCAUUGCCGGAGCAUAUUAACCUGCGGUUUCAGACGAACAGUGACUAAAGCAAGCCUUAGUCACUGUUUGUGUAAAUAUAGCGACUCGGUUGGUGAGUUGCACUUUUGCUCCGUGAUCCCUUGUCAGCUGAGACUGCGCUUGACGGGGGCUUGAGGAAAGACCGGCUGACUGCCAGCAACUGUGGCACCUGCUGAAAAGGGUGGAUAAGUCUGGUUCAGAGCGGAUGAUGUCGGCUCGGUCACUGCUGUAGCAGCUGAGACGGCGCUUGACGGGGGCUUGAGGAAAGACCGUCUGACUCCCGGGAACCCUUCUGGUCCUGAGCACCAGCGGGAUCCAGCUGUGGCACCUGCAGAAACAAGUGGAUAAGUCGGGUUCAUAGAGGAUGAUGUCGCCUCGGUUACUGCUGUAGCAGAUGAGAAACUAGGAGACAGCUGGUCGAUGCCAGUGGGUUUCCACACUCAGAUUCCCAAGUCUUCUGACACCUAACUUCGAGGAGGCUUCGAGUGAGGACAUCGCUGCUUCGGUGCACAGGAAUGUCCUGUCAUUGGCUGCGUGUCGGGGGCAGGAGGAGAAGGAGCGCGUGUCGUUUCGAGCACUAACACAGUCCUCACACUGCAGCCAGCGGAGGUCCAGCCCGUUCCGGAAGGGGUGCGGUGAGGUCCAAACUGGCGCCGUCCCUCCUCCACCUCCAAGGAUCCGUCAGCACGCGCACGCGAAGGCGCCCUCACAUCUACCUUUGGUGAAAUGCAUGUCUCCCACCGCCGCGCAGACCUGAGCCCACAGAACUGCUGCAGCGAAGCCUCAGAGGAGUGCAGACAGGUCUGCUCGGAAAACAGGGGCGUCCAACUAGUGGAGUGCAGUCUUUGCUUCGCAGAGGACAUCAGGCAGGAGGUGACGAGUGGAUCCUUAACGGAGCCGUCCUCGCGGCGCUACCGCUCCUGUGUCCACCGCGAGCUCCCCCUGAGGUCCAGUAGGUCUGUUGUGUUUCUGGACAAGUCGCUCUCCAUUUCCCUCGUGGAUCUGGAAGGAAGACGCGCGCCUGAACCCACGUCGUUCACCUCCACCCUGUCCGUUCGCUUCGGUGCCUCAUCCUGGCACAGACUCGCAGACAACAAAGCAGCCUCCACGCCGGGCCCCGAGCACCGCAGAGGCCCGGGGAGCCCCGCGGGUCACGGCAGAGGCCUCCUGGCAAAGCAGCGGGGCCACGGGGUCACGCAAACAGCACCCGCUCGCGGUGUUAACAGGAAGCCCCCUGAUUCGCACGCACGGCGCCACAGCGGUGCUUUGGGAUUAUUGUCAUUCAGAGGGCCAGGCCCCUCGCACACAAAGGCUGGGAGGCAGAAGGGGAAUGCAGAUGAGGCAGCUCUCGCUACCCGGAGCAAUUUCACUCACAGGCAGCACACUUUCAAUACAGGCCCAGUCGACUCCAGAACACGGGGCGGGCAGCCAGCGGGUGUCAAGGCGCAGGGAGGAGGAGGAGGAGGAGGAAGAGGAGGAGGAGGAGACUGCGAGCGGACGCUCUCCACAGAAGCUCCACGAGCCUCCGCUUCGGUUCGGACCUGCUGCUCUCACCCUCGGCCAAAGGAUGACUCUCUGGACGGAGCCCCCGUGAUUCUCAGCCUCAAAGAGGCUCUGGAGCUGUACAGGCCCGACUUCAUCAGCCGAUCCCAGCGUCGGGUGAGGAGGCUGGAGCAGCGGGCCCGGAGGAGGCGAGCGCUGCAGGGCUGCAGCCCAGACCUGGUGCAGGGCCUCAGGGAGGAUGGAGGCAGACAGAGGAGGAAGUGCACCACGCCAGAUCCGCUUAGCGAUAACCUUUUCAAGCCUAGAGAGAGGUCUAUAUCAGGCGGAGAGAUGCAGCGGAGGUCCAGAAGGAUUUACAACAAGCUGCCGGAGGUGACUAAGAAAAAGGAGGAGGAGAAAAAGAGGGCAGAAUCACAAACCAACAGACUGCGAGCAGAGGUUUUUAAAAAGAGGCUCCUGGACCGGAUCCUCCAAAGAUAACUGAACGCAAACCCGGCCUCUUCUCUCUUCUUCGGAUGUGAUGUGUAAUGAGACUUCGAUGCACCCGCUUCCCUCUGUGCCUGCACACGAGGCCACGCUGGGGUUAAAUCACCUCCGUCAGCCUGAUUACAAAGGGUUUGACGUUCGAGUUCAUAAAACAUCACAUCUGCCUUUUGACACCCACUGAAUCGGGACAAUACAGACGCAGUAUAAUUGUACAGAUUCUUUAUAAUAUGACUCCUCAAGGUACAAUUUCCCGUCAGUGUAUCUCAAUUAUCUUGCAAGGGAAAUAAAAGCAUUUCAAGGACAUCCUG
Messenger RNA from Betta splendens (Siamese fighting fish), 2448 nucleotides. RefSeq lists its product as uncharacterized. Gene Ontology annotation, cellular component: centrosome; centriole; cytosol. The record is from RefSeq and is a predicted model, not a curated record. The transcript is spliced from 9 exons. Gene Ontology annotation, biological process: regulation of centriole replication. NCBI's taxonomy places the organism in Eukaryota, Metazoa, Chordata, Actinopteri, Anabantiformes, Osphronemidae. The coding region runs from base 878 to 2134 and encodes 418 amino acids.